Pungitius pungitius (ninespine stickleback) is the source of this 4170-nucleotide messenger RNA. Its product is annotated as transcriptional regulator QRICH1-like. The coding region runs from base 233 to 2482 and encodes 749 amino acids. The transcript is spliced from 12 exons. The record is from RefSeq and is a predicted model, not a curated record. Lineage: Eukaryota; Metazoa; Chordata; Actinopteri; Perciformes; Gasterosteidae.
UCCGCGGGUCCUGGUGUAAAAUGGCGCCCUGAGAAAUAUGAGUUGUUGAGAAAAAAAACAACAGUUGGCCAGCUAACGAAAAUAAAGAACACUAAAGAAUAAAGCAGCUCCCGGGGAAACGUCGGUAGCACGUAGCCCCCUGUGCACUCGAAGAGGACCGACGUUUCGAGGGCAGAGAAGAGCGUUUGAGGAAGAGAGAUUCCACCUAAAGAAGACGACACUGCCAACAGCCAUGAAUAACUCCCUGGAUGGAUCAGGCUCCUACGAGGAGCUUGUGAGGCAGAAAGCUCGGAGCAUCCCUCAGCAUCGUAUGAAGGAGUUCCUUGAAUCCUUGGCCAGCAAGGACCCAGAUGCUCUGCUAGAGUUCAGCCAGCAAGUCGGAGACACUACGACCACCACCACCGCCACCACCACCAUGGUCUACCAACAAGAGGCUAACUGCAUCUACACAGACAGCACAGAGGUGGCAGGGUCAUUGUUGGAGCUGGCUUGUCCGGUUCAGCCGCCGCAGCAGCAACAGCUACAGCUACAGGAGCCUGAGCAGCAGUCUGUACAACAGAAUGUAGAGCAACAGAUAGUUCAGGUGCAGAUUCAGGGCCAGCAGCAAGGUCAAAUGCUGGGUCAGGUCCUCCAAGUGCCCUCUGGCUCACAUCAACAGCUCCAAGGCGUGACUACUGCACAGCUGAUUCAGGCCGGGGAUCUCACUGAAGAGCAGCAUCAGCAGCUGCAAGCCCAGUUGGUGGCAGCUGUUGCAGGGGGACAACAGAUCCAAAUCCAGACAGUGGAGGCCAUGUCUCCCAGCGAGCAGCAGGACAGUAUGGAGAGGAGAGCACUGGGGACCACCGUUGCCACAUCACAGGGAGCAGGGGUCCUCCAGCCCGCCAAAAAGCGUAAGGUCGACAUGCCCAUUACUGUGUCCUAUGCCCUGCCUGGUCAGCAAGUAGCCACAGUUCUGGCUAUCCCCCAGGGACAGGGCCAGCAGCAGAGCUACGUGUCCCUGCGGCCAGACCUCCUAACCGUGGACAGCUCCCACCUUUACAGCGCCACCGGCACUAUCACCAGUCCCACAGGGGAGACCUGGACAAUCCCUGUGUAUUCUGCUCCCGCUGGCGCCGGAGGCCGCGAGCAGGUCACGCACAUCACCAUCCCCCAGGAGGCCUACGGGACAGUGCAGGUUUCGGGGCCAAACACUACAACAAUGACCACAAUGCCAACGCACGUUACCGUUGAAAACGACAAGGUGAAACUUCAGAGUCAGACGGCGCAGGCCGUUUCAAGCAUCACAAGCCCCGGGGGGAUGUGCGGCCAGGAAGAAGUGGUGCACACGCUGUCUGCGAACACGCUGUUCCCAGCCCAGCUGAUGAACGGAAACAUCCACAUCCCAGUGGCAGUGCAGGGCUACUCCAACACCACCCAGUCCCUCAUCUGGGAUCCACAGCAGCAGGUUCUGCACACACAAGGACUGUCAGGGCAGGAAGCCCAGCAUCUGCAGGUGCUAACGCAGGGUCAGACGGUGGUAACAGAGGUGGAUGGUCAGCAACACGUGCAAGUGCAGGAGCUGCUGCUGCCGGCCACCCUGAAGCCAGAGGAGGGGCUGGAAGUAUGGCGGCUUUGGGCUCAGCGGAAGAACGCAGAGUUGGAAAAAUCAGACAAAAACAAACUAGCCCCAAUUGGCCGACGCCAGGCACUGCGUUUCCAGGAGGACUUGGUGUCGUGUGCGGUAGCCGAGCUCUGCAUGGGUCUCUCUUUGAUGACCACGGAAGCUCGGGGUUUAGAGGAGGACUCUUAUGAGGCUGAUGUUCUCUACUAUGUAUUUCUGUGCAUACAAAAAUAUCUGUUUGAUAACGGUCGCGUGGACGACGUUUUCUCAGACCAGUACUACACUCGCUUCGCUCACAGUCUGCACCAGAUCCUGGAGCCUUGGAGGUCCUCUGUUCAUCCGCUCGGUUAUAUUAUUCCUAGUCAUGUGACGGAGGAGAUGCUGUGGGAAUGUAAACAGCUGGGAGCCCAUUCUCCCUCCACGCUGCUCACUACUCUGAUGUUCUUCAACACCAAGUAUUUCCACCUGAAGACAGUGGAGCAGCAUCUAAAAGUGGCCUUUUCCAAAGUGCUGAGACACACGAGAAAGAGUCCCAACAACCCCAAAGACAAGAGCACCAGCAUCCGAUACCUGAAGUCCACGGAGCGCUUCAUCGGCCAGAAAGUCACAGACGACAUGUACCUGGAGCAGCUGGAGGACCCGGAGAACCCGCUGCGAUGCCCCAUCAAGCUCUACGACUUCUACCUCUUCAAAUGUCCGCAGAGCGCCAAAGGACGCAAUGACACCUUCUACCUGACCCCCGAGCCCGUGGUGGCCCCCAACAGCCCCAUUUGGUACUCCACGCAGCCCAUCUCCAACGAACAGCUGGAGCAGAUGCUCUCCCGCAUCCUCGCCGUCCGCGAAAUCCAGGAAGCCCUCAACAUGGCGGAGAGCGGCCACUAGUCGCCCCGGAGGACACCCGGCUGCUCCCGGCUCCUCCCCCUCGCCUCCCUUCAGUCGUCUCUCCUCUCACGCCCUCCUGUGGUCUCAGAAGGGCGUGUCCAUGUUUAUAUUCACCAUGUGGCGCCGUGUCUUAAAUUCAGACAACAGAUACUCAUUUGUCUUAUUUGAGCGACCUCUUUUUUCUUUAUUUUUGGCCAAAGGAUGUCUAAUCAUGUAUUGAAAUGAACUCUUUAAAUGUUAUUUUGAACUGUUGGUUCUCCUUUUUUUUACCAACAGUCUGAAAUGAUCAUUUGCUGUUUAGUGCUAAUCUGUAAUAUAUUUCACAUAUUCUCCCCCUGCGCUCUGCUGCUUUCCAUAGACACCCUUUGUUGCUGCACCCUUCAUCUGCCUUGGUCACCGUUCAGUAUCACAGUGAAUACCUCAAUCACUUCCGCCCCUCACCAUAGGCCCUUUGUGUUGGUUCACACAUCAGGAAACAGACUUUUCGACCUGCAGAUACGAGCACUUACCACACGGUGGGGAGUUCUGGAAUGCUGCUGGAUCCUCCUCCUCCUCGUCCUCCUCUCUGCGUUUUCAUCUGCAGGCCAUUGCCGCCCCCCCGGCCCCCUCCUCCCAGAGAACUCACUCGGAUGAGUUAUAUAUUGUAUGAUACAUGUUAAUACACGACAGAUGAAAGACUCAGAAGUGGGUCAGCCCCUUUUAUGUUCUGUAAUGCCAGAUACUCAUAGCUCCUUAGUGUACUUAGUGUUUUUGAAACGUGACCUUUGUUGGGCGGGGCGGCUGCACAUGCAUCCUUUUACGAAAGUACAAUGGGAGAUAAAACAUGGCACUUAUAAAAUAAAUUCUGAAUAUAAAGUAAUCUCACAGAGAUCCAAAAACAUUGAAUUGUGCGUGUGCAUGCGGCCUCGUGUCAUCAAGGUCACAGAGUCUCCCAGCGGAAGAACCGGCUCCUCCUGACGGGCCGGCUGCUUCCCUUUUGUGUUCUUUUCACUCUGGCUUCAAUGCAAACGUCUGCGUCGGCUGGUAUUUGUUUGCACCUCGUCGGGCCGGUUUCCCACAGCGUCUCUUCCCCCCCCCCCUUCCCCCAAGCUGCCGUGUGAGGGCCUGCAUACCGGCCCCUCCUGCAGCCCGUGGCUGUGCUCGCUUUGGGAGUCGUGCCUCCCUCAGUGCGCGGCGGUAUUGAACCAGGAGGGCAGCAGCCUCCUCAGCAGCUUCCCGGGGUGAAGGGCGUGCUGCGCGGGGCUCUGCCGCUCAGGGGGCGGGGCUCUACUCCUACUCCUCCUCCCCCCCCGGCCCGAGGAGCCGUGGGGCUGGUCUUCAGCGUGCCGGUCGGUGCCUGAACUCGCUCCCUGACUCAGUGACCUGUUGACACAAAUCAAGAGUUUCAUAUUUGCUGUGUUUCUUCACAAUGGCUAAUGUAACCUGAGGUGGAGGCGUUCUCACCGGGCGGAGGCUCCUCCGCUGAGCCAGUUCAGCAGACACUGAUGAACUAGCAGGUACUGCUCCUGAGGACACACAAAGGCACGAGUGAGCCGGGCUGGAGAGGACACGGUACCGAUCAGGUGUGGAGGUGACGAGGAUGUGCCCUUUGAAGGCCACGGCCCAGAAGUUCAUGGGGGAAAAACGGAGAUUUCUCCAUUUGAUAAAAGGGUUUUUCAGAAAAUAAACGCAACGUUUAUGAUAUUUUA